Molecule: messenger RNA, 1989 nt
Organism: Drechmeria coniospora
Lineage: Eukaryota; Fungi; Ascomycota; Sordariomycetes; Hypocreales; Ophiocordycipitaceae
Product: homogentisate 1,2-dioxygenase
Exons: 6
Coding region: 1-1989 (662 amino acids)
Biological process (GO): L-phenylalanine catabolic process
Cellular component (GO): cytoplasm
Molecular function (GO): homogentisate 1,2-dioxygenase activity
Source: RefSeq, a predicted model, not a curated record
AUGCCGGUUACCAAGUUUGAGACGCAGGAAAAGUACCGUUACCAGAACGGCUUCAACUGCCACUUCGAGUCCGAGGCCGUCGAAGGCUGCCUUCCCAUCGGCCACAACAACCCGCAGAAACCGGCGUUUGGCCUCUACGCCGAGAAGCUCUCGGGCACGGCCUUUACGGCGCCCCGACACGACAACAAGCAGUCAUGGCUCUACCGCAUCCUGCCGUCGUGCGCCCACCCGCCUUACCAACAGCGGCAGCCGCCAACGACCGGCGACGAAGCUUCGCCGAAGAUGCACUACAUCCCCAACCAGCUGCGGUGGGACCCCUUUGACCACAACGAGGCCAAGGACCUCGACUUCGUCUCCGGCCUAAAGCUCGUCGCCGGCGCCGGCGACGUGACCCAGAAACAGGGCCUCGCCAUGUACGUCUACGCCGCCGGGAGGAGCAUGGACGAGACGGCGGCCUACUACUCGGCCGACGGCGACCUCCUCAUCGUGCCGCAGGAAGGCGACCUCGACAUCCGGACCGAGUUCGGCUGCUUGCUGGUCCGCCAGAUGGAGAUUGCCGUCAUCCCCCGCGGCGUCAAGUACCAGGUCCGGCUCGCCACGGACGCCCCCGCCCGCGGGUACGCCCUCGAGCUCUACCAGGGCCACUUCAACCUGCCCGAGCUCGGCCCCAUCGGCUCCAACGGGCUCGCCAACGCGCGCGACUUCCAGGCGCCCGUCGCCCACUUCAGCGAGCACGCCGGCGCGACCGCCUCCGACGGCCCGGCCGAGUACAGGGUGACGGUCAAGUUCAACAACACGCUGUUCGAGACGCGGCAGCGGCACACGCCCUUUGACGUCGUCGGCUGGCAGGGCAACUACUACCCCUACAAGUACGACCUCGGCCGCUUCAACACCAUCGGCUCCAUCUCCUUCGACCACCCGGACCCGUCCAUCUUCACGGUGCUGUCGGCGCCGUCGCCCGUCCAGGGGACCGCCGUCGCCGACUUUGUCAUCUUCCCGCCGCGCUGGCUCGUCGGCGAGGACACCUUCCGGCCGCCGUGGUACCACCGCAACACCAUGAGCGAGUUCAUGGGCCUCAUCCGCGGCGGCUAUGACGCCAAGCGCGGCGGCGCCGGCGGUUUCGUCCCCGGAGGUGCGAGCCUGCACAAUGUCAUGAGCGGCCACGGGCCCGACGCCGAGAGCCACGAGGGUGCGCGCGAUGCCAAGCUCGGACCUGCCAAGGUCGGCGAGGGCAGCUGCGCCUUCAUGUUCGAGAGCUGCCUCAUGGUCGGUGUCUCCGAGUGGGGGCUGCGAACGUGCAAGAAGGUUCAGGACGGCUACAGCGAGGAGAGUUGGGGGGGCGUCUUGACGCACUGGAAGAUGCCCGAGGGGAAGACGGUGGUGAGCCACCUAGCCAAUGUCAACUCGAGGAGGCGAGGAGGCGAGGAGGGGUCGGGGGUCGGGGGGGCGAGCGGGAUUGCGGAUCACGACGAGUACGGUGAAGCGCAGCAUCGGCCGUUGCGAGGUGCCGAGUUGAGCAGCAUGUCCGGCAGUAGUUGCCUGGCCGAAUUGCUUCUUUCUUCCCCCAUCGACGAGACUCCCUCACCAAUUUACUCCUCAAGGGGACGCGCAACGCAUGGAUACGCCGAAAUUCUGCGCGACCCUUCAGGCAGUCCAUUCGAACCUGCUGCUGCUACUACGAGCAGAAUGCCGCCGCCGAAGCCUGCACCUGCGUCAAUCUCCCCGACCAUGUCGUCGUACCGUGGCCGAAAUGCGGAACCGUCGUCCCGUGCUGCCUGCCUCGAGAAGGCCAUGAGGGAUGCCUCCUGCUCCCGUCGCCACCGUCGCCCCAUAGCCGAGGAGGCGACUCGCUUCCCUGGUCUGCAGCUCGCAUAUUUCGACGUCGAAGGGACCAAGGCUGGCAUGACCAACUCAGUCUGGACACGGACCACGACAGAACUCCUCAGGCAAGCUUGUCGCAUCUUCGCCAGCCUCAGCUCUUCACCCUGA